AUGCUGGUUGGAGAUUCAAUUAUGAGAAACCAGUGGGAAUCUCUUGUCUGCUUAGUACAGUCUGUUAUUCCCACUCAUCGUAAGAAGGUCACUUACAAUGGUCCUACAAUGUCUUUCCAUUCUCUGGAUUUUGAGACAUCAAUUGAAUUCUGUUGGGCUCCUCUGCUUGUGGAACUCAAGAAAGGAAAUGACCGCAUAAGAGUGUUACAUUUGGACUCAAUCGAAGACAAUGCUAGAUAUUGGCGAGGUGUCGAUGUUCUUGUAUUCGAUUCUGCUCACUGGUGGACUCACUCUCAGAAACGGAAUUCGUGGGACUAUUACAAGGAUGGGAACAAGCUCAUCAAAGCUAUGAAACCAAUGGUUGCUUAUGAAAGAGGACUUACCACAUGGUCUAAAUGGGUUGAGAUGAAUCUUGAUCCAUCCAAAACCAAAGUCAUUUUCCGCACCCUCUCACCGAGAGAGAGUGGUGAAAAAUGCUACAACCAGAGACAUCCCUUGCCUUCUUUUGCUUCUUCUUCAAACAAACUGCACGUUCCUCAACAGUCAAGAGUGUUGAACAAAGUGCUAAGGAGGAUGAAAUAUCGAGUGUACUUGCACGAUAUCACGACAAUGUCGGCGUAUAGGAGAGACGGGCAUCCUUCGGUGUUCAAGAGAGCAAUGCGCGAGGAAGAGAAGCACCAUAUAUCCGGACCUUCAUCGGAUUGCAGUCAUUGGUGCUUGCCUGGUGUCCCGGAUAUUUGGAAUGAGAUGCUUUCUUCAAUUAUCUUAACCAAAGUUGUAUCAUGA
This is a messenger RNA of Arabis nemorensis, 786 nucleotides long. The record is from the annotation of a GenBank genome assembly. Lineage: Eukaryota; Viridiplantae; Streptophyta; Magnoliopsida; Brassicales; Brassicaceae.